UCCGUAAAUUUUGGGCCCAGUGGGUGCCCAGAGGUGACCUUACGGGAGCGCCGCUUGCCUGGGUGGUGGAGGCUGGUUCUCUGAUCCGAAGCAGGCUUUUGCUGUUCUCGCUGCCGCGGGUCUGUAUCGAGCGCCAUGACCCAGGUGCCGCCCGAUGUCGAUGAGGACGACUGUCUCCCUGAGUACCGCCACCUCUUUUGCCCCGACCUGCUCCGGGAUAAAGUAGCCUUCAUCACAGGUGGUGGCUCUGGAAUAGGGUUCCGGAUUGCGGAGAUUUUUAUGCGGCACGGCUGCCACACAGUCAUCGCCAGCAGAAGCCUUCCGAGAUUGUUGAUGACUGCCAAAAAGCUGUCUGCUGCCACUGGCCAGCGGUGUCUCCCUUUAUCUCUGGAUGUUCGAUCUCCCCCAGCCAUCAUGACUGCUGUGGACCAGGCGCUGAAGGAGUUUGGGAAAAUUGACAUUCUCAUAAACUGUGCGGCUGGUAACUUCCCUUGCCCAGCCAGUGCAUUGUCCUUCAAUGCCUUCAAGACCGUGAUGGACAUCGACACCUUGGGUACAUUCAAUGUGUCUCAGGUGCUCUACAAGAAGUUUUUCCGGGAUCAUGGAGGAGUAAUUGUGAACAUCACAGCUACCCUGGGUACCCGAGGGCAGGUGCUCCAAGUGCAUGCAGGCUCUGCCAAGGCGGCCGUGGAUGCAAUGACGCGGCAUUUGGCUGUGGAGUGGGGUCCCCAGAACAUCCGAGUCAACAGCCUUGCCCCCGGCCUUAUCAGUGGCACAGAGGGGUUCCGGCGGCUAGGUGGCUCCCAAACCAGCAAGUUCCUGGCCAGCCCCCUGCAGAGGCUGGGGAACAAGACAGAGAUCGCCCACAGUGUGCUCUACCUGGCCAGCCCUUUGGCAUCGUACGUGACAGGGGCCCUGCUGGUGGUUGAUGGCGGAAUGUGGCUGACCCUCCCUAAUGACAUCAAGUUGCUGGCGGAUUUUGCAUCCUUCUCUGCUAAGCUCUAGGCGCCUGACAGCUGAGGCAGAGAAGGCAUUCUGAAGGGAAGGCUGGCCUGCAGCCCACUCUCGGAUUCCUGGGACCUGCCUCUCACCCAGCUAAGAGCUCCAAACCAACCACCCCAGCAGAGCAGCUGAAGCAAAGACUGACUCCUCCUCUGGGAGGUGUGCUAUGUUCACCUUCCCUUCCCAUGGCCCCAUCUCCUGUGCAUGGGUGGGCGUGACCAAGCAAUGAGGCGAGCCUGCUUACCUAACCACACCACACAUUUCUGCCGGGGGUGGUCGGCAUUCCAGAGCUCCCUUGAGAGAGGGUACAGACUGGAUGCUGGAGUAUGCCCCUCACCCCCUGAUCUAGGGUUGGGGGCUAUCUCACUUGCCUGCUCUGCCUAGUCCCGGCCUGCAUCCAUUGGGUUCCCCAAGGUUUGAGGCCCUCAAAACUGUACGUCAGCCCUCUGGCUGGGCACACACAGUUCCUUCCCGCUUUGUUGGUACCACCCAUUUGUAUAAGCACAGGUCCUAGAGCUCUGCUGGAAAAUGCAUUUCCUUCAAAAAUAUAUCUACUGUAAAAACGUCUAUUCAUUGGAAUUCGCAAAAGCUUUUAGAAGGAAGAUACUUGGAAAAAAAUAAUAA
This is a messenger RNA of Pteronotus mesoamericanus, 1626 nucleotides long. RefSeq names its product 2,4-dienoyl-CoA reductase 2 (gene DECR2). NCBI's taxonomy places the organism in Eukaryota, Metazoa, Chordata, Mammalia, Chiroptera, Mormoopidae. Gene Ontology annotation, cellular component: peroxisome. Gene Ontology annotation, molecular function: 2,4-dienoyl-CoA reductase (NADPH) activity. The transcript has 9 exons. The coding region runs from base 136 to 1005 and encodes 289 amino acids. The record is from RefSeq and is a predicted model, not a curated record. Gene Ontology annotation, biological process: fatty acid catabolic process.